Molecule: messenger RNA, 1651 nt
Organism: Mesitornis unicolor (brown roatelo)
Lineage: Eukaryota; Metazoa; Chordata; Aves; Mesitornithiformes; Mesitornithidae
Gene: CDCA7L
Product: cell division cycle associated 7-like
Exons: 8
Coding region: 141-1208 (355 amino acids)
Biological process (GO): regulation of DNA-templated transcription
Cellular component (GO): nucleus
Source: RefSeq, a predicted model, not a curated record
UUCAGUUUCAGUCCAGAUACCUCACUGAGGAGCUGCGGAAGAUUUUCACUGAAGACACUGACUCUGAAACGGAAGUGUUUGACGGCUUCGCUUCAAGCGAGGUGGAUGCGAACAAGAAAGGAGUUCUGGUAAAGGCUGCAAUGGAGUCGGACUUGAACGAUGAAGAACGCAAUAAUUUAUUGGGUAGUGAGGAAGAAGAGGAGGAAGAGGUGAAGAAGAAAGUUUCCCCCAAGAGAAGAAGCUUUGGCCUUCGUGUUGCCUUGCAGUUUCCCACCAGAAAGUCGUCUGAGAAAAAAGUGCCUGAACAGGCUUUUUCUGACUUACCUCUAAAGGACAGUGAAGGGAUCACACCUCUUUCAAAAGAAAUAAGCUGCAAGCGGAGGGACAAACUAGAGGGCUCUGCUUCAGAGUCUGAAGAAGACAUGAAAGAAUUGCAGGAGGAAGGCUCCAGUGCUCUGCUUAAGAGAGCCAUGAACAUUAAAGAAAAUAAAGCCAUGCUUGCCCAGUUGCUGGCAGAACUGAAUUCCAUCCCCGACCUGUUCCCAGUGAAAACGCCCACCUCGACCCCUUCGAAACAGAAGAAAAUGCCAAGGAGGACAUUUUCUGAAGGCCAGAUAGCACGUCGCAUGAAUCCAACCAGAAAUGCUCGUCCACCAGAGAAAUUUGCCUUGGAAAAAUUCACAGUGUCAGCUGUUAAAUUUGCAGAACAUUUCCGUAGCUGUAGACAACAAAACCUCUUGAAGAAGAGACUCAGUGAGGGGAAUUGUGGAGUGCACAAAAGGAGGAGAACAUCUAUAUAUUCAUCUCACCGCCCAGUAGAAGAUAUUACUGAAGAGGACUUGGACAACAUUGCAAUCACUGUUAAAGACAAAAUCUACGACAAAGUUCUGGGAAGUACUUGCCACCAGUGUCGACAAAAGACAAUUGAUACAAAGACAAUCUGUCGCAACCAGGGCUGUGGGGGAGUAAGGGGGCAGUUUUGUGGACCAUGUCUUCGAAAUCGAUAUGGGGAAGAUGUGAAAUCAGCACUGCUUGAUCCAGCCUGGAUCUGUCCUCCUUGUCGCGGGGUGUGCAACUGCAGCUACUGCCGCCGGCGGGACGGGCGCUGUGCCACGGGCAUGCUCAUCCACUUGGCCAAAUUCUAUGGCUAUGACAACGUUAAGGAGUACCUGGAAAGUUUACAGAAACAACUAGCGGAUGACAACUGAGAACACUGAACUCAAGAUGUGCCUGCAACUGGUUAACAUGUUGACAAAUUGUUACUUCUAAAGGUUAAUAAUGUGUUUUAUAUAAGAUAGAAUUGUAGAGUAUAGUAUAUGCAUUUCUCUGUUGGGAAUUUUUUGAUUGAUGUGGUCUUAGGCAAAAGAUCUCUCAGGAAAAUGUUUUGGUAGAGAAAUCUACAUGCACAGACCUAUACGUUAAGUGAAAUGCACUCUUGAACCUUGAGUGCUUAAUUUUUGAUAGAGCUACACAACCACAUGAUGGAGAACUUGGUGAAUUAGAGCAAUAUUUUUAUUUAUAUAAUUGUGCAAGUUUGCAGAAAAGGCAUUUAACAACUACCGGUAAAGCAUACCCUGUUUUUAACGGAAUAAAAAAACCUCCCUGUGUUCAGACUUUAGCAUAAAGAUUCAGUUUUCCAGCCCUUGCUUUC